AUGUCACAAAAUAAACUUACCGGCGCCACGGUCGCCGAGCACAACUCCAAGGACUCAUGCUGGGUCAUCGUGCACGGUAAAGCCUACGAUGUUACCGAGUUCCUACCAGAGCACCCUGGAGGCCAGAAGAUCAUUCUCAAAUAUGCCGGCAAAGAUGCGACCGAAGAAUUCGACCCUAUUCACCCUCGCGACACCCUGGACAAGUUCCUCGAUCAGUCCAAGCACCUCGGUGAUGUCGAUAUGAGCACCGUCGAGCAGGAGGAGCAGGUCGAAGACCCCGAGGAGGCCGGCCGUCAAGAGCGUAUCAAGCAGAUGCCCCCACUUGCAGCCUGCUACAACCUCAUGGACUUUGAAGCGGUCGCCCGACGGGUGAUGAAGAAGACAGCAUGGGCAUACUACUCCAGCGGAGCGGACGAUGAAAUCACAAUGCGUGAGAACCACGCCGCCUUCCACAAAAUCUGGUUCCGCCCCCGCGUCCUCGUCGACGUCGAACACAUCGACAUGUCAACUACCAUGCUUGGUGAUAAAUGCUCAAUCCCAUUCUACGUCACCGCCACCGCCCUAGGCAAGCUGGGUAACCCCGAAGGUGAAGUUGUUCUCACCAAGGCCGCGAAACAGCAUGACGUCAUCCAAAUGAUUCCGACGCUAGCCUCGUGCUCAUUCGACGAGAUUGUCGACGCAAAGCAAGGUGAUCAGGUGCAGUGGCUCCAGUUGUACGUGAACAAGGACCGCGCCAUCACAGAGAAGAUUGUCGCGCAUGCCGAGAAGCGUGGCUGCAAGGGACUGUUCAUCACCGUCGAUGCACCCCAGCUCGGCCGUCGGGAGAAGGACAUGCGCUCGAAGUUCUCAGAUGCUGGAUCCGACGUUCAGUCCGGCGAUGGUAACGUGGAUCGCUCGCAGGGCGCCGCCCGCGCAAUCUCAAGCUUCAUCGAUCCCGCUCUCUCGUGGAAGGAUAUCCCCUGGUUCCGCUCCAUCACCCGCAUGCCGAUCGUGCUGAAGGGUGUCCAAUGCGUUGAGGAUGUCCUCCGUGCCGUUGAGGCCGGUGUUGACGGUGUGGUACUUUCUAACCAUGGAGGUCGUCAGCUUGAGACUGCUCGCUCUGGUAUUGAGGUCCUCGCAGAGGUCAUGCCCGCCCUCCGCGAACGCGGCUGGGAGAAGCGUAUUGAAGUUUAUGUUGAUGGUGGUGUCCGCCGUGCGACCGAUAUCCUCAAGGCGCUUUGCCUCGGUGCCAAGGGUGUCGGAAUCGGCCGGCCUUUCCUGUACGCCAUGUCCGCGUAUGGAUUGGACGGUGUCGAUCGCGCGAUGCAGUUGCUUAAGGACGAGAUGGAGAUGAACAUGCGAUUGAUCGGUGCCACGAGCAUCGAGGAGUUGAACCCCAGUUUGUUGGAUGUCCGCGGUCUGAUGAGUGGACACGGGGGUGUCAUUCCCUCCGAUACAUUGGGACUAGGCGCUUAUGAUCCCCUCGAAGCGCCGAGGUUCAAUGAGAAGGCUAAGCUGUAA
Molecule: messenger RNA, 1500 nt
Organism: Penicillium verhagenii
Lineage: Eukaryota; Fungi; Ascomycota; Eurotiomycetes; Eurotiales; Aspergillaceae
Product: L-lactate dehydrogenase (cytochrome)
Exons: 3
Coding region: 1-1500 (499 amino acids)
Biological process (GO): lactate metabolic process
Molecular function (GO): L-lactate dehydrogenase (cytochrome) activity; heme binding
Source: RefSeq, a predicted model, not a curated record